AUCAAGGAUUUACACCAAUGGUAAUCCUAGGUAAUUAAAUGGUGUGCUACCAACUUUGUAAUUUAAGCAAUCAACCGCCAAUCUUAACCAAUCUUUGGUAACAUCUAUUCCAACAAGAAUGCGCUUGUCGAAACUCACUUUUAGACUAAAGACUAAUUCAAACAAUUUCAACACCAAUUUUAAAAACUAAAACAUUUGAAUCUUCCAAUCUUCACCACUUUUUACAUAAUAAUGUUAAAACUCUCUUAUACUAAUAAGAAUAAAAAUGGUGAGUGGGAGUCUCCUAGCCUAAGAUCCAUUUCCAUCUUAAAUUUCAGUAUUAGGUUUCCAUUCACCAGAGGUGAAACAUGGACAUGGCUAAGGCAAGUGUUAAUCCAUUUUCUCUCUUUCUAUUUGUCGUGUAAUCCCAUUUUCUCCGGAAAAUUUCUUUACCCACCUCCCUAUGGGUGGUCACCUCCUGCGAAAAAUCAAAACUACCCCUGCUUCGGAAGUUCAUUUCCGAAAGCGUGUUUUUUUAAAAAAAUUGACUUACUUCGGAAGUUCAUUUCCGAAACAAUUAUUUCGGAAGUGCACUUCCGAAAUACUGCGAUUUCUGCAGAUUUAUCAAAACACUCCCCCUCCCCCAAUCAUUUACCCUAAAUCAAAACAAAAAGUGGCAAAGGCGAAAAUUUGUGCAAACAGAAUUCCAAAGCUCCAUCAAGGCUCCAAUCACACUGCUAAACAACAUUCAAAAGCCCUCAAUCCUAACACUUUGAACAUGUCAGGCAACCAACCAGCACGCAGGACUGACGCUAAGGGAAGAAAGGGUUCUUCAAAGAAGGAGGUGAAAGAGGUGAAAGAGGUGAAAGAGGUGAAGGAGGUGAAGGAGGUGAAGGAGAAGAAGGAGAAGAAGAAGCUUUUGACUGGUUCUGCUUCGCAGCCUUCAGGCGUGAUCAACGCUGAUGGUUCUGAUACUGAGUGGGAUGAGGAUUGGUAUAAUUAUCUUCAUUCGGAGGAGUUCGCUCGUCGGGAAGAAUAACGUGUUUUUAUUUUGUUUGAUGUGUAUUUUGUAACGCUCGUCGGGCAGAAUAACAUGCUUUUGUCUUGUUUGACGUGUCUUGUUUUGUUCUGA
Molecule: messenger RNA, 1111 nt
Organism: Vicia villosa (hairy vetch)
Lineage: Eukaryota; Viridiplantae; Streptophyta; Magnoliopsida; Fabales; Fabaceae
Exons: 2
Coding region: 443-1018 (191 amino acids)
Source: RefSeq, a predicted model, not a curated record